GUGCCGUCCCGGGCGCUCCCGGGUUGUACCGGGCCCGUACGGCGCCGUUCGGGGCAUUCCGGGCCGUGCCCGCUGCAUGCCGAGCCCGCGGGCCCUGCUGGGGCUGGGGCUGGGGCUGCUGGUAGCGGCGGCGCGGGCGGGCGGGCGGUGCCGGGACCGGCGCUGGGGCUGGCACCGGGACCAGGAGCUGUGCCGGUGUCUUCCGCGCCGCACCAUGCACGUCCCCGGCCCCACGGGGCUCCGCUUCCUGGGGCAGGAGGAGGCUCAGGCCAUCGACCAGGAGCUCUUCGCUGAGUACAAGUUCAGCGUGGACCAGCUGAUGGAGCUGGCAGGGCUGAGCUGUGCCACUGCCAUUGCCAAGGCCUACCCACCCAGCUCCUUCACCACGAGCCAGCCCGCUGUGCUGGUGGUCUGUGGGCCAGGGAACAACGGCGGCGAUGGGCUGGUCUGCGCCCGGCACCUCAAGAUGUUUGGCUACCAGCCAACUAUCUAUUACCCCAAGCGGCCCAGCAAGCCCCUCUUUGAAGGUUUGACCACCCAGUGCAAGAAGAUGGAUAUUCCCUUCCUCCCCGAGUUCCCAGCUGAGGCUGCGUUCAUCGACGAGCUCUAUGGCCUGGUGGUGGAUGCCAUUUUCGGCUUCAGUUUUAAGGGAGCAGUGCGGGAGCCCUUUGGCAGCAUCCUCAGCACUCUGGAGCGUGUCACGGUGCCCAUUGCCAGCAUCGACAUCCCCUCAGGCUGGGACGUGGAGAAGGGGAAGGCAGAUGGCCUCCAGCCUGACAUGCUCAUCUCCCUCACGGCGCCCAAGAAGGCAGCGAUGCAUUUCACCGGCCGGUACCACUUCCUUGGGGGCAGAUUUGUGCCUCCUGCACUCCAGGAGAAAUACACUCUAAACCUGCCUGCAUAUCCUGGCACAGACUGCGUCCUGCAGCUGACCUAGAGCUGGAGCCAGAGGGGCUGGGGGGCCAAGCUCAGCGUCAGCGCUGCACACCAGCGCUGAAUUCUGCCCAAGCCUCUGCUAGGAGGGUGCUCAGCACCUCACUGGGCUUCAGUGUGAGCCAGCAGGAUCAGAAGGCCCAGGAGGUGGGAGUGGUGAGGGGCUGCAGGAAGAGCUUUGUUUGGGUUUGCUGCCUAAUCCAAGUGCUACAGGUGUAAAGGUGAUCUGGAAUCCAGGGCUCUGCCACUCAUGGCACCACUCACACUUCAGGAUAAUCUGAUUACAAUAAAGAUUUAUUCAUGCUCUUAAAAAAAA
Messenger RNA from Cinclus cinclus, 1249 nucleotides. It is a transcript of the gene NAXE, whose product is annotated as NAD(P)HX epimerase. The coding region runs from base 77 to 937 and encodes 286 amino acids. Gene Ontology annotation, molecular function: NAD(P)HX epimerase activity. NCBI's taxonomy places the organism in Eukaryota, Metazoa, Chordata, Aves, Passeriformes, Cinclidae. Gene Ontology annotation, cellular component: mitochondrion. The record is from RefSeq and is a predicted model, not a curated record. The transcript is spliced from 6 exons.